Molecule: messenger RNA, 1008 nt
Organism: Moesziomyces antarcticus
Lineage: Eukaryota; Fungi; Basidiomycota; Ustilaginomycetes; Ustilaginales; Ustilaginaceae
Product: pirin domain-containing protein
Exons: 2
Coding region: 1-1008 (335 amino acids)
Source: RefSeq, a predicted model, not a curated record
AUGGUUAUGAUGGCUCGUUUGAUGAUGACUGGUGCUGAGGCGGUGCAAGGCGGCCGGUUGAAGGUGAGCGCGAAGGCGGUGACGAUGAGUCUCACCCGUAUACUUCCGUGUACCAGGGAGCGUGGUAUGUCGGUAAAGACUGGCGACUGGGGCUAUGGAUUGGGUCUGGUCGAGCCUCCGCCGUCCGGUGACGGGCAGAGCGAGGAGAUCGUUACCCUCACGUAUGCUCUUUCUGGCCAGGUCCAGCACGAAGACUUUGCUGGACAUACGGGUACGAUCAGUCCGGGGGAUGUGCAGUGGAUGAAUGCCGGGCAUGGGAUUAUGCAUGCCGAAAUGCCCGUGCACCGCGACGCGAGCGGAAAUAAACUUCCCGACCCAGUGGGAUUGCAGCUGUGGGUUGAUCUUCCGAAAGAAGCCAAGAAGGAACCCCCCAGCUAUCAGGAGUACCGCUCCGCUGCCCUUCCUACAGCAAAGCCGAACGGGGAGGGGGAUGAAGAGGGAUUUGAAGUCAAGGUGGUGGUCGGAGAGUCGCACGGUGUCGAGUCGCCCAUCAAGCUGCCCAAGAACGGCGGCAUGACGUUCCUCGACAUUACACUCGAUGCUGCGGGGACAGUGUUUCAAAGGCUCGACCCGAGAUACAACGCCUUCAUCUACACGCUCGAGGGUACGGUGGUGGUGGGCGAUUCCACGCCCGUCGAUGCACCUGCUCGAGCGGCAUUUGGAUCCGGGACAGAGGCGGUCGAAGGUGAAAAGAUCGAACCAUUCCACACGCUCGUCCUCACCCAGCGCGGUGAAGCCGGAGUAAGGAUCAGCAAUGCGGGAGGGGAAAAGGCACGAUUGGUGUUGGUGGCGGGAGAGCCGUUGGAUCAGGAGGUGGUGCAGUACGGACCGUUUGUCAUGACGAGUAGGAACGAGAUCCAGCAGACGCUCAUCGACUUUCAAACGGGCAGCAACGGGUUCGAGCGCGCGCCUGGCUGGAGGUCCAAGAUCGGCGCCCACAUGACCUAG